This is a messenger RNA of Dromiciops gliroides (monito del monte), 1302 nucleotides long. It is a transcript of the gene MARVELD3, whose product is annotated as MARVEL domain containing 3. The coding region runs from base 1 to 1302 and encodes 433 amino acids. The transcript is spliced from 3 exons. Gene Ontology annotation, cellular component: membrane. The record is from RefSeq and is a predicted model, not a curated record. Lineage: Eukaryota; Metazoa; Chordata; Mammalia; Microbiotheria; Microbiotheriidae.
AUGGAAGAGGCGCCGGAGGCUCGGGAUUCUCGCACCCGGGACAGACCAAGAGACCGAGACCACCGCCCGGAGAGAAAGCGGGACCGAGAUCACGGCGCCGAGAGACCGCGGGACAGAGAUAGACGCCGGGACCGGGACAGGGACAGACCGAGGGACCCAGACCGGGACCGACGGGGGGAUCGAGAUCCGAACAGAAGGGGAGACAGAGACCGGGACCGACGGGGGGACCGAGAUCCGGACAGAAGGGGAGACAGAGACCGGGACCGGCGGGGGGACCGAGAUCCGGACAGAAGCGGGGACAGAGACCGGGACCGGCGGAAGAACGGAGACUGGGACAGGCGGGGGGACCGAAAUCCGGACAGAAGGGAGGACAGAGACCACCAUGUGGACAGACAGGACUGGGAGCACCCCCGCACGAAUGGACAAAGAGUUCGAGAAAAAUCCCGCCAAAGCAGGACUUGGGAGCAGCCCGGGGACCGAGUCCUUCCCCCCUGGGCUGCCCCGGGAGAAAUGCAAGACCCCUGGACCCAGAGGAAAGCGGGGUUCGGACGGUCAGAGAGUGACUACCCUUCUCUGCCCUAUAGCCCAAGGCCUGGAUUGGAAGAGGUGGAAUACUACCAGUCCGAGGCUGGGGGACUCUUGGAAUGCCACAAAUGCAGAUACCUGUGCACUGGGAGAGGUGUGGCACAGAUAGUGGAAGUGAUAUUGAAUGGAAUGGUUCUCAUGUGUAUUGUGGCCUCCUACUUUGUCCUGGCUGGUUUCAGCGCCAGCAUUGGGAACAACUAUUACUCUCCCUUUGAAGGGACAGAGCUGGAGCAGGUUCGACAGCUGGAUCAGCAGUAUACGGUCCUCCGAGCACCACUUGUGUAUGGUGGUUUGGCCGUCUCCCUAGGACUUGGGGUCCUCACCAUGGGAGUGUUAGUCCGAGGAGCCAAGAGCUUAGAGAAGCUGCCUAGGAAGUGGCUGGUCGUGGAAGCUGUAUUCAGCAUCCUGGCUGCCGUGGGCUACUGCAUAGGCACCGGCUUCUACCUUCAUGGGGCUCUGCGGAUCAAUGCCACCGAUACCUGCAAAAAGCGGGAGAGGUUGUAUGCCCGCAACGGCCUCACCUGGAUGAACUGUCAGCUGGCGGGCACUGACGGGGCGGCGGCCACCUUUGCUUGUCUUCUGGUGAUCAUGUAUGGAGUCAGUGUCGUGUUGGCCAUCCGGAGUUACAGGCAGCAACAGCAGUACUACCGGGACAGCAGAAAGCAGCAAAGCUCCUAUAAUGGUCCACCAGCAUACUGGAGCUCAGGGACUCUAUGA